Molecule: messenger RNA, 985 nt
Organism: Galdieria sulphuraria
Lineage: Eukaryota; Rhodophyta; Bangiophyceae; Galdieriales; Galdieriaceae
Product: pyrophosphatase, MutT/nudix family protein
Exons: 6
Coding region: 125-886 (253 amino acids)
Molecular function (GO): hydrolase activity
Source: RefSeq, a predicted model, not a curated record
GGCAGUAUUAUGUUGGCAUCUACGUUGAGAGCCCAUUGUGGCGACAUUAUAUUUCAUUUGCUAAUGAAAGACUCAUAUAAAAUUUUGAGAAUGCCGUGUGAGGUUGUGUAGAUCAGAGAAGCCUAUGAUUCGUUCUGGCCUCGGUUUCACAGCGUUUUAUUCUCAGAGACACUGGAAGCGCGUUUGUAAUAGUGAAACCACAAAAAAUGUUUCAAUGACCUAUUUUUUGGGAAUAAGAUUGUUCUCUUUGUUGGGCAGAAGUCGCCUUGAUGAAGCCCCAAAUAGGAGAUUGCUAUGUAGUUCCUUAGUUAGUGAAAGAGAGAAUCAACUUCCAGAGUAUAUCAGAAAUAUCAAGUAUUGCAGUCGCUGCGGUUCCAAAGCGGAGUGGAAGAUUCCGACAGGAGACAAUCGAGUUCGCGCUGUUUGUUCCCGUUGCCACACAGUCUUCUAUGUGAAUCCUAAAGUUGUCGUUGGUGCAGUUUGUGUUUUGGAGGACAAGGCAUCUGUCAUUUUAUGUAAACGAGGUAUUCCACCUUCCUAUGGUAAGUGGACUAUUCCAGCAGGUUUUAUGGAAAUGGAAGAAAGUAGCUUUCAGGGUGCAAGAAGGGAGACAUUGGAAGAAACUGGAUUGAAAAUACAAAAAGGCCAACUUUUGGGUGUCUACAAUCUAGUAUCGGCAGGACAAGUUCACUUAAUUUUUAGGUCUGAACUGUCAGAACUGGAAGAGUUUGCUCCUAACAAUGAAACCCUUGAAGUGGAACUUUUUCCAUGGGAAAAGAUACCUUGGGAUAACUUAGCGUUUGCCACAACCAAAUGGGCGUUGACAUAUGCCAGAGACACUCGCUUUGAGGAAAUUGUCGUUCCUCAGGUGAUUACGAAGAACUGAAACUGUAAUGGCGCAUCGGAAGGACUAUUUGCUUAUCAAAGUGAGGUAUAAUUUUAGAGAUGAGCAGUCUUGAACUCAAGUAAAUUGUUGAAGUGAGAA